UUAGAGAGCAAGAACAAGGGAUAACAACUUGUUGGGUAAAUUCGAGCUCUCUGGUAUCCCUCCUGCCCCUAGGGGUGUCCCCCAGAUCACCGUUUGCUUUGACAUUGAUGCCAAUGGCAUUUUGAACGUCUCUGCUGAGGACAAGACAACUGGACAGAAGAACAAAAUCACAAUCACUAAUGACAAGGGCAGGCUGUCUAAGGAUGAGAUUGAAAAGAUGGUGCAGGAAGCAGAGAAGUACAAGGCUGAGGAUGAGGAGCAUAAGAAGAAAGUGGAGGCCAAGAAUGCGUUGGAGAAUUAUGCCUAUAACAUGAGGAACACAGUGAAGGAUGAGAAGAUUGGAUCCAAGUUGAGUGCUGAUGACAAGAAGAAGAUUGAGGAUGCCAUUGAUCAGGCAAUCUCGUGGUUGGAUAGCAAUCAGCUAGCAGAAGCUGAUGAGUUUGAAGAUAAGAUGAAGGAGUUGGAGGGAGUAUGCAAUCCCAUAAUUGCCAAGAUGUAUCAGGGUGGUGUUGCCCCAGACAUGGAUGAGGAUGCUGCUGGUCCUACUCCGGCCGGUGGCAGUGGUGCUGGCCCUAAGAUUGAAGAGGUCGACUAAGCCAUUUGGUUCUUUCUAUGACCUGCAUAUUUUAUUUUGUUCACGUUUGGACUUCGUAUUAUCAUUUCCUUUUGUAUUUUUUUUGCAUUCCUUUCAUAAUUAAGAACGCUGCGCUUCCUCUCUUGAGGAUGUAUGUCUUCAAGGAUCUGUCCGUUUUUGCUACCCAUAUACAUUAAGGAGACAAUCUUUUUGCUAUCAAAAAAAAUAAAAAAAAAAAAAAA
Cuscuta epithymum is the source of this 816-nucleotide messenger RNA. Lineage: Eukaryota; Viridiplantae; Streptophyta; Magnoliopsida; Solanales; Convolvulaceae. The record is from the annotation of a GenBank genome assembly.